Endocarpon pusillum Z07020 is the source of this 1824-nucleotide messenger RNA. RefSeq lists its product as uncharacterized. Lineage: Eukaryota; Fungi; Ascomycota; Eurotiomycetes; Verrucariales; Verrucariaceae. The record is from RefSeq and is a predicted model, not a curated record. The transcript is spliced from 2 exons. Gene Ontology annotation, biological process: regulation of transcription by RNA polymerase II. The coding region runs from base 1 to 1824 and encodes 607 amino acids. Gene Ontology annotation, cellular component: nucleus.
AUGAGCCCUUAUGCUCCUUUCGACUCAACUGCCGGUUUCAAUUCGAUACCAUUCUCCUUUCAAGACAGUACUUCUCUCCAUUCCGAAGCUCUGCCAGACAACGCAGAUCUUGCAAUGUUGGCUCUUCAGUUCAGACGCCCUUUAAACCCAUCCUCUCCACCUUCAGACCUUCCCCCUCCGACCUUAUCCAAUGCUUCUGCAGCUUCGAUCCCCAGCAAUACCUCUUCUGCUGUUGGCUCUCCUUACUCCACUCAUGCUCAAGCAGUAUCUGGCCAGGACUCGUGGAGGGUUGACAAUCAAGUUUUCGAGGUUGGACCAACUAUUAUCAAUAACGAUGGCUAUGAUGCAGUCUUUGGGGGAGUUGAUCUCGACUCAGAACUAACUCUCCGUGCCCAGGGCAAGGUCGGUGAGGAUUUUGUUGAUCCGUCAUUAAUUCAACCUACAAGUAACCUGUACCCCGAUGGACCUCUGGCAUACCCAGCUCACGCCAUGUAUCGUGCACCUCCCCCAUUUGAGAUGCACUCGACAGCAGUGUCGCCGAAUCUUUCGCACUGCGAGCCAGCGCCACCAAACUAUGCCAUUAAUCACCUCAGUCCCGAUAUGUCCUCGCAAAUGUUCUACAACAAUUAUCAGCACGCACCGUAUCUGCAUCGACGUGCUUCGGUGUCGUCCUUAAAUUCGCGACAAUCGCACCCAAGCCCUAUGUCUGGAAGUGCUAGUAUCGAUGCCGAGGGCCAGGACAAGGGGAGAUGUCCUCAUCCAGGCUGUGGAAGAAUUUUCAAGGAUCUGAAAGCACACAUGCUUACUCAUCAGUCGGAACGCCCUGAAAAGUGCCCGAUCCUGAAUUGCGAGUAUAACCAGAAAGGGUUUGCGCGCAAGUACGACAAGAACAGGCAUACCUUGACCCACUACAAGGGGACCAUGGUGUGCGGGUUUUGUCCAGGCUCUGGCUCUUCGGUGGAGAAGAGCUUCAACAGAGCGGAUGUUUUCAAAAGACACCUGACUUCGGUGCACGGAGUGGAGCAGACACCUCCCAACAGCCGCAAGAGAAGUCCUAACGGCUCAAACAAGAAGGCCUCAAGCUACUGCCAGGAUGCAACAGGAAAGUGCUCGACCUGCUCGGCCACCUUCAGCAGCGCCCAAGAUUUCUAUGAGCAUCUUGACGACUGUGUUCUCCGUGUGGUGCAGCAAGAAGAACCAAGUGAGGCAAUCAAUCAGCAACACCUUGGGGAUAUGGCGGCUGAUGAUGCUGUGAAGGAAACAAUGGAACGACACAUGCUCACAGGCACAGAUGAAACUACAGUUCCGCCAGCAGACGACGAGGAAGACGAAGUGGAGGAUGACGACGAUGACGACGACGAUGAUGACCCAAGUUACAACGGCCGUACCGGCAAGAGCAUGGUCAAAUCCAGCAAGGCCACUUCCGUGUCCCGCGCGGUUGCCAAUGGUGGCAUUUCCAAAUCUGCUCGCUCGACGCGCAAGGGUUUGACCCUGUCGAAAGGUGGCGUGCCUUUGGUGGGCAAAAGUCGGCGGAAGAGAAAGCACUAUCCUGUUUCGUGGGGCGUGUCAGCAGAUAAGAUGAAAAUGCGGAAGCGCGUGCUUUGCGUCUACGAUGGAGAGCGAAGGCUGUGGAAAGACGACAUGAUGCUCAACAAUGAGUUCGAGGUACGCAUGAACCUUGCUGACGGCAAGUCCUAUGUCACCGAUCUGGACGUCGAAACCUUGAAGCGAGCCGAUGCCCUUCAUGGUGCCACUCCGGAAGAGAAGGGGCCAUGGAAUCAAGAGGAGGCGCAAGGAUUCAGCCUCGAGGAGCUGAUGUCUUGA